Messenger RNA from Cooperia oncophora, 594 nucleotides. NCBI's taxonomy places the organism in Eukaryota, Metazoa, Nematoda, Chromadorea, Rhabditida, Trichostrongylidae. The record is from the annotation of a GenBank genome assembly.
AUGUUGAGCACUUGUAGACUGCCUGUCGAAGAAUCUCAGAUAUCCACAGCUCACGAAAAAGUCAACGAAAAAUCUCCUUUCAUAUUCAUAGGUGGUGUACCUCGAUCAGGGACAACACUGCUACGAGCGAUGCUUGGUGCACAUCCAGAUGUGCAUUGCGGUGAGGAAACCAAAGUUAUACCGGAACUUCUCAAUGGUGUGUCAGAUAUGAAAGCGAACGAAAAGGAAUGGACUCGUUUGCAGUAUGCGGGUGUCACCGAUGAGGUGAUCAGUAAGGCUGUCGCCUCGUUCAUCAUUGAGGUUAUAAGCAGUCAUGACGUUCCAGCUCCCCGUUUGUGUGAUAAGGACCCUUUCAUUAUGAGUGCUGCAACGUUGCUAACCAGGAUUUUCCCAAAUGCUCGACUUCUUUUCGUUAUUCGAGAUGGCAGAGCUACUGUGCACAGUAUGAUUUCCAGAAAGGUGAAAAUUCGCAGUUUCAAUAUAACUGACUACCGUGAAUGUCUGAAAAAAUGGAACGAGGUCAUAUCAAAAAUGGAUGACGAGUGUACCAAGAUCAGAAAUAAGUGUCUUCGGGUAAGUGCUACAGCUUUAUAA